AUGCCCGAAAUGGAAUAUCUCAUCCGUUUCUCCCAGUCCCACGAGACUUUCCGUCUCCCCGAGAUUGAGGCCCUAGCAAUAGUAGAAGGCAUCGACCUCAAAGUUAUCUCAUACAGCCUAGAGUCCCCCUUCUGCAUAGUCUCCCUCCCCUCCCCCUCCGCCGCACUUCGCCUCAUCGCGCGCUCCAUCCUCGUAAUCUCCAUCCACGAGCUCUGGGGCCACGGCGCCGACCUCCCCGCCGUCCACUCUUCCGUCCGCUCUCGCACCGAGCCCUUAUGGUCCCAAUACUUGUCCUGCUCCUUCAAAUUCACCAUCGACUCGUACCAAGGCUCUCGCACCAACGACCAAAAACUCUCCAUCAUCAACUCCUUCGCCUACCUCGGUUUCGCGGGACCCAUCAAGAUGCGUUCCCCCGACGAGGAAUUCAUCCUCUUCGAAGACUGGCCGUGGAACUCCACGCCCCUCGGCAUCCCCGAUCCAAAGUAUUACUACUUUGGUCGGUACCUGGGUACUUCCUCCCGGGAAACGCUGCCCAAAAAACUGGACCUCAAGAAGAGGAGAUACAUCUCCACGACAUCCAUGGACGCCGAGCUAGCGCUCGUGACAGCCAACAUCGCGCUCGCUGGCCCGGGAAAGUUGAUCUACGACCCCUUCGUCGGCACCGGCUCCUUCCCCAUCGCGUGCGCACAGUUCGGCGCACUGACUUUUGGGUCUGACAUCGACGGCAGAAGCAUCCGGGGUGACGAGAAGAAGAAGACCCUAAGGGGGAACUUUGAACAAUACGGUCUCACCUCCUGUCUAGGCGGCAUGUUCACUGCCGAUUUGACCAACACGCCUAUACGCAAAUCUGCCCUUCUUGGCACUUCCACUUCCACUUCUACCUCCUCUUCCCCUGGACAACAACAACAAAAAAGUAGUGACGGGGUAACCGGCAGGAUAUUCGACGCGGUAGUGUGCGACCCGCCCUACGGGGUGCGCGAAGGGUUGAAGGUCCUGGGGGUGAAGGACCCGGAGAAGUGCCCCUGGGUGAUCCCCAAGGGCAUGGAGAUGUACAAGGAUCCGGAUUUCAUCCCGCCCAGGAAGCCGUACAGCUUCUUGUUGAUGUUGGAUGAUAUCCUGCAGUUUUCGGCGCAGACGCUGGUGGAUGGGGGACGACUGUCGUUCUGGAUGCCGACGGCGAAUGAUCAGGAUCAGGAGAUUCCGGUGCCACAGCAUCCUUAUAUGGAGGUUGUUGCUGUUUGCGUGCAGGACUUUAACAAAUGGUCCCGACGACUAAUAACAUACCGCCGUAUUCCCGACGCCGAGGUUGAGCCUGCAGCCAUCAAGGCAUAUGAGCAGGCCAAGGCAGAGCGCGCCGUUGAAGAAGGCAAGACAGCGGACGACCUGAACCCCUUCCGCAAUGCCUACUUCAAGGGGUUCAAGAACUGA
This is a messenger RNA of Neurospora tetraspora, 1428 nucleotides long. RefSeq names its product S-adenosyl-L-methionine-dependent methyltransferase. The record is from RefSeq and is a predicted model, not a curated record. Lineage: Eukaryota; Fungi; Ascomycota; Sordariomycetes; Sordariales; Sordariaceae. Gene Ontology annotation, molecular function: nucleic acid binding; methyltransferase activity. Gene Ontology annotation, cellular component: cytoplasm. The coding region runs from base 1 to 1428 and encodes 475 amino acids. The transcript is spliced from 3 exons. Gene Ontology annotation, biological process: methylation.